Molecule: messenger RNA, 2097 nt
Organism: Cucumis melo (muskmelon)
Lineage: Eukaryota; Viridiplantae; Streptophyta; Magnoliopsida; Cucurbitales; Cucurbitaceae
Product: exopolygalacturonase-like
Exons: 5
Coding region: 584-1858 (424 amino acids)
Biological process (GO): carbohydrate metabolic process
Molecular function (GO): polygalacturonase activity
Source: RefSeq, a predicted model, not a curated record
GAUUAGGUGUAAAUAAUUUCAAUAACCUAACUCAUAAACAAAUAACCAUAGUUUAGUUUACAAAUAAACUUAACUAUAUAUAUAUAUAUAUAUAUAUUAAGGGGAUAUAAAUUAAUGUGAAAUAAAAUAGUUAUUUGUUAUUUGGUGAGGCGAGUUCUUCUCUGAACCCACACAAUAUCAACAAAAUAAAUGUCUGUAAAAGAACCAAUCUUUUUAUAGAAGAGUUGGUAGAGAAAAACUUGCCUUGUUCUUCACUAAAACACAAUUUGUUUAUCCCCCAAAUUUGAAGGAAUUCCACUCAUUUUAGGCCUUUUUUUCCCCAAACUUCAACUAACAAAAUCACCCAUUGCCACCAAUUUUAAUUUAAUUCUAUACACAUUCUUUGUGCUUUCAAUUCUCUUUCUCCCCUUUAAAAGAGCCUAUAAAUUCACCAAACCACAUAAAUCCACACUCCAUCAUUUCUCAUUUUUAAUUCCUUGGCCUCCCCUUGGAGGCUUUGUUUCUAAUUCCUCUAAAUAAACCGACCCUAUUAAUUACUUACUUUGUUUUUCUUUUCAUCUUUAUUUUUCUUUUACAAGCUUCAAUGAGUUCUUUUUUCAAACAAGUCAUUCUUCUUACCUUGCUAUUAGUAGCAUUGGUUGCUGUCGACGCCAAGCUGCUUCCCGGGCCGAUCUUGCCGGACCCCUUUCGAAAUGUUAAUUUAGGGAAGGACAUUAAACAUAGAAAGGAAACAGUGUUUAAUGUGUUGAGUUUUGGUGCCAAACCUGAUGGCAAAACAGACAACACUGAGAGUUUUAUGAAGACAUGGGUGGCAGCAUGUCACUCCAAGGGAGCUGCGAGAGUUGUUAUUCCUAGUGGCACUUUUUUGAUCAAUCAAGUUGCAUUUGCUGGGCCAUGUGCUUCUACAAGUCCUAUCGUCGUUCAAAUUGACGCGACGUUGAAAGGAGGCAUCGACAUUAGCAAUUACUUCUCGGAUGAAUGGAUAUUGUUUGAGAAGAUCAAUGGUUUGAUUGUCACUGGCAGAGGUACUUUAGAUGGACAAGGUAGUGCUGUUUGGGAAUACAAUGAUUGUGGUAUGAAUCCUAAUUGCCAGAAACUCCCUGUUAAUUUAAAACUCAGUGGCAUCACACAUGGGCUUGUGAAAGGCAUUAGUUCCGUCAACAGCAAAGGGUUUCACAUGUUCAUCACAAACUGUGAGAAUGUUAGGCUAAGAAAACUGCACAUAACAGCUCCAGAAACCAGUCCAAACACUGAUGGCAUACAUGUCAGCCGCUCGAACAAUGUCAAAAUAUCGAGAUCUGUCAUUGCCACUGGUGACGAUUGCAUCUCUCUUGGUCGAGGAUCGAUGAAUAUCGCCAUCAACAAAAUCACCUGCGGUCCGGGACACGGUAUCAGUGUCGGUAGCCUCGGAAAGUACCAAAACGAGGAGGACGUACGCGGUAUUAUCGUCAAGAACUGCACAUUAGUAAAAACGGACAAUGGACUUAGAAUCAAAACAUGGCCAGAUUCACCCCCAAGUGCUGCAUCAGGCAUACUAUUCCAAGACAUCAAUAUGAUCGAUGUCAAGAAUCCCAUCCUCAUAGACCAAGAAUACAGCUGCUCAAAAACCAAUUGCCAAAAGCCGCCAUCACGAGUGAAAAUCAGUGAUGUUCAUUACAUAAAUGUGAAAGGAUCAUCAAUCUCUCCAGUAGCAGUUCAACUGAAGUGCAGUAAGCAAUUCCCUUGUCAAAACAUCGAGAUGUUUAAUAUCAAUUUGAAAUAUACUGGCCCUCCAAAUAAAGAAUUGCCAUUUAUUGCUCAAUGUAGCAAUGCAAAAGUAGGCUACAGAGGCCUUCAAUUUCCACCUCCUUGCAAAUGAUCCAUCCAUCAUCUUCAAGCUGCAGCUGAAGUUCGAUUGUUUUUGUUUUUGUUUUUUUUUUUUUUUUGAUAAUUCUUUUCUUCUUUUUUUGGGGUCCUGUUUAUGUCUCGAUGAAGCUUAAUCUGUAACAUGGCAAGAUAGAUAAAGCAUGUUACAAUUGUUUGAUGCUUCUCAAUCUUAAUUUAAUGCAAAAAAAAAAAAAAAAAAAAAAAAAAAUUUGAAAAUCAGUUCUUUUUUAA